Molecule: messenger RNA, 831 nt
Organism: Trichomonas vaginalis G3
Lineage: Eukaryota; Parabasalia; Trichomonadida; Trichomonadidae
Product: keratin-associated protein family
Exons: 1
Coding region: 1-831 (276 amino acids)
Source: RefSeq, a predicted model, not a curated record
AUGAGUGUUGUUCCAUAUGCAUAUGAAUGUUAUAAGUCUAGCGUACUUCAAUAUAAAGAAUAUUCUCUGAGAAUUACUGAUAACGCUUUAGUCAUACAUAAAGAAGGUGCUGAUGAAGACAUUACCAUUGGUCCAGGUAUAUUACCUAUCGAGCAACCAGAUGGUACAAUUGUUGAAACAGACAUAAGUCAAUACCUUCAAGAGUUGCAGAAUCGUGUGACAAGAGUUGAGAAUAAUUACUUAGAUGCUCCAUUCUUCACAACUGAUAAAGACUAUAUGUUUUCAUGUAUGGCGAGUAAUGGUUUGCAAGAAACUCGUGAGGUAAAUAUUAAUGAAGCAUUAGAGACUAUAAUAUAUCAUGUCAAACGGUUAUUAUCGAUUGACCAUGGAGUUCAUUUUGACCCAAGGUCUACACUGUUCAAUAUACCAAUGAUUGAAAACAGUCAUUUAACAUUUAAAGAAGAUACAUUGUAUAAUGCUUUAAACGCAGCAUUUGCUUAUAUAUUAGGUCAUGAACAAGUACAAAAUAGUGGUAUUGCAAUAUACUUAGAUAAAGUUAUGUUAAAGAAACCAUUGGCAUUCACAGAAGAUGGUCCAAAAGCAACUGGUAUUGUUGGUGAUGGAACAUUACUUACGAAAGAAUACUUAAAAAGUCAUAUCAGUGAUUUUGUGAAAAUAGAACAAAGUGGAGGAGGUAAGAGUUGGUUAGGGUGGUUGUUUGAUUUAUUUUCAGCAGGUGCAACUAGGGAUGCGUUAAACACGCCAUUUGACCGGGCGUACAUUUUUUUUGUUCGCCCAAAAAUUUUGCCAUUUGAGAAAUUCAAAAAUUAA